UGUCCCAGCGCUUCCUGUUCCCAACCACGUGGGCAGCGGGAUGGCGGGCGGCGCGGCGGGCGAGGCGCAGUGCCUCAGCUACACGGGAUGCAACUUCCUGCGGCAGCGCCUGGUGCUGGCCACGCUCAGCGGGCGCCCGCUGAAGAUCCGCAAGAUCCGUGCCAAGGAGGAGGACCCAGGCCUCCGCGAUUUUGAAGCAAGUUUUAUUCGCCUGAUUGACAAAGUGACCAAUGGCUCACGGAUUGAAAUAAACCAAACAGGUACUACCUUGUAUUAUCAGCCUGGUCUUCUGUAUGGAGGCUCAUUGGAACAUGACUGCAGCCCCAGCCGUGGGAUUGGCUACUACUUGGAGAGUCUGCUCUGCUUGGCACCUUUCAUGAAGCAUCCAUUGAAGAUUGUCUUGAGAGGAGUAACAAAUGAUCAAGUAGAUCCUUCGGUUGAUGUCCUUAAGGCAACAGCUCUACCCCUUCUGAAGAAAUUUGGAAUUGAUGGUGAAAGUCUGGAAAUCAAGAUCAACCGAAGAGGAAUGCCUCCCAAAGGGGGUGGAGAGAUACUGUUUUCUUGCCCAGUGAAAAAGGUCUUGCAGCCUGUUCAGUUCACAGACCCUGGAAAAAUCAAGCGCAUCAGAGGAACUGCAUACUCUGUCCGAGUGUCACCACAGAUGGCAAACAGAAUGGUGGAAUCUGCAAGAGGCAUUCUGAAUAAAUUCCUUCCAGACAUCUAUAUCUACACAGACCAUAUGAAGGGGGCCAACUCUGGAAAAUCACCAGGUUUUGGCAUGUGCCUUACUGCAGAAACCAUCAAUGGCACUAUUCUCAGUGCUGAGCUAGCCUCAAACCCUCAGGGCCAGGGGGCAGCUGUGCUUCCUGAGGAACUGGGCCAGAAUUGUGCUAAGCUGCUGCUUGAGGAGGUCUACAGAGGCGGCUGUGUAGAUUCAACAAAUCAGAGCCUUGCUCUGCUCCUUAUGACCCUUGGACAGCGGGAUGUUUCCAAAGUCCUGUUGGGACCUCUGUCUCCAUACACAAUUGAGUUUCUGCGACACCUCAGAAGCUUCUUCCAGAUCAUGUUUAAAAUUGAAACAAAGACCGCUGAGGAAGAGCACAUGGGUGGGGAGAAAGUCUUAAUGACCUGUGUUGGCAUUGGAUUUUGCAACCUCAGUAAAACUAUAAGAUAAAAAACAUCUACAGACUCUGUGAAAGACAGAAAAUGCUGCAAAGAUCUAAUAAACCCUACCUGUCUCUGUACUUACUCUGGCAUAGGGAGACCUGUGAUGAUUCCACUGCGGGGUUACCCAAGCUCACUGCAUGUAAACAAUAAAGCUGACUUCAGACUA
Molecule: messenger RNA, 1333 nt
Organism: Haemorhous mexicanus (house finch)
Lineage: Eukaryota; Metazoa; Chordata; Aves; Passeriformes; Fringillidae
Gene: RCL1
Product: RNA terminal phosphate cyclase like 1
Exons: 9
Coding region: 41-1174 (377 amino acids)
Biological process (GO): ribosome biogenesis; endonucleolytic cleavage of tricistronic rRNA transcript (SSU-rRNA, 5.8S rRNA, LSU-rRNA)
Cellular component (GO): nucleolus
Molecular function (GO): RNA endonuclease activity
Source: RefSeq, a predicted model, not a curated record